Molecule: messenger RNA, 2026 nt
Organism: Triticum aestivum (bread wheat)
Lineage: Eukaryota; Viridiplantae; Streptophyta; Magnoliopsida; Poales; Poaceae
Product: F-box/FBD/LRR-repeat protein At3g52680
Exons: 3
Coding region: 205-1773 (522 amino acids)
Molecular function (GO): protein binding
Source: RefSeq, a predicted model, not a curated record
GGUGGCCUGGCUCUGACAUUUCACCCAAGAAUUUCUAUCUACCGACUAUCGCUGGCCGAUCUCCACCAAAUCUGCAAACCCCCCAAACCCUAGCUCCCCCAAAUCACCGUGCGUCCAUGCCGACCCCUUCUCUCGAGCUCCAAUUCACCGCAAUGGCGCAGUGUGAUCCGUGCGUGUGAGAGGCGCCAAAUCCCUCCUCCAACCAUGGAGCAGAGCGAUGGGCCCAAGCGACCGAAGCUCGCCGACGCCGCCGACGGCGACGAGGACCGCCUCAGCGUGCUGCCCGACGACAUUCUCAUCCACAUCCUCGUCAAGCUCCGCUGCACCCCCAUGGCCGCUCGGACCAGCGUCCUCUGCCGCCGCUGGCGUGGCCUCUGGAAGCUCGUCCCGGAGCUCAACUUUCCCCUCGGCACCGAGCCGCACCGCAUACGCUCUGCCCUCACAGCCCACGAAGCGCCGGUCAUCCACUUCCUCGUCGUCGACCUCCAGGACGCCGCAGCGGAGUCGGUGGCGACGUGGAUCCCCAUCAUCGUGCCCCGCCUCCUCGGCGAACUAGUCAUCUUCAAUCUCAGGCGGGACUGGGAUGGGGAAACAGGCACAGUUGAGCUGCCUUGCUUCCAGGGUGCCGAUUGGAUCUCCCUCGACCUAGACAAUCUUGGCCUCGCCCUGCCGCCCUCCGGCGUGUUUGCCCGGCUCACCGAUCUCUGUCUGGUAGCCGUUAGGAUGCGUGGUCCCUGCAGACUUGGUGAUGUUGUCUCCUCGCCACGAUGCCCAUCGCUGCGGAAACUCAUCCUACGCGACGCCCAGGUCCGGGAUGACAUUGUAAUCCACUCAGAGUCUCUCUUACAAAUAGGGAUGGAUAAUGUGUUACUAGACAACAACGCCUUGGGUCCGGGCAUCCUCGACAUUUCCUCAGAGUCUGUCCUCCAAAUAGAUCUGAAGAAUUUAAUUGGCGUGCGGAAGCUCCUUGUCAUGGCUCCUGCACUCAUUUCAUUGAAAGAGAAAGACACCACCUACAUUGCUGAUCCUGUGGAUCCGAGUCAACCACUUGCCAACAUCUCAGCCCCUCGGCUCACGUUUCUUGAGUGGAAUGCUCGUUAUGAUAGAAGAUCCAUUCAGCUUGGCAAGAUGGCACAUCUCCAAUGGCUGCACGCCGGUCAAUUUCUUGUAUAUGGAUCCAAUGAGGAUUUUGCACACAAUCGCAUCAGGCUUUUGCAGCGCUUCGAGUUCAUCAUCUGUCUUGACCUUGCGCUUAACUAUCGGAAGGACAUAUCUGACCACCAACGCUACUUGAUGGAGGACAUGCCAGGGCUCCCACAUGUUUUAUUCUUGUCCGUAAAAGUUGCCGCGAAUGGACAUUCCUUUGGAGCCAGCUUAUUCCAUGCUCUCAGGGUGUGUACUGGUGUAAGAAAGCUGACUCUUGCAUUUGAUGUCAGUUCCAGGCAACUCGAGGCUCAAACUACAUGCUCGCUGGGUUGCAUAUGCCAUCAGCCACCAAACUGGAAAACUGACGAACUCCUGCUGAGUCACCUCAUAAUAAUCGAAAUCAGUGCCUGGAGAGGAACUGAAAAUGAAGUUGCUUUUGUGGAACGGUUGCUUAAUUGGGCAACAGUGCUAAAAGAAAUGACCAUAACUUUCCAUCAGUCAGUUACUGAAAGCAACGCCGAGGAUCUCUGCCAGACAUUACUAAGCUUCUCUAGACUGGAAACAUGCAUGAAAUUUUACGUGCAUCGUGGCUUGUACGAGAAGGUCCCGUAUUUUCCUGAAGGCUAAGGCACCUGCUUGUGUCUUGCACUAGUUGCUAUUCUUUUUGGUGUCAACAGCACUCUAUGUAAAGAUCAAAAUCUAGUAGAGUGGUCCAAGAUGUUACGAUAUCAUCAACCUAUUUUGCAAGAUGUUCGAACCUGCUUCAUGUUUUGUCUGUUGUACUGCUCACGAAUGGAGUUCUCGGCGCUGUUUUCGCAAGCCUUUGAUGUGUAAGAUCCAAAUGUUUGCAUGCAGAAGUGGUAGUGAACUCAUCAAGUUA